Messenger RNA from Morchella sextelata, 1044 nucleotides. RefSeq lists its product as uncharacterized. Gene Ontology annotation, molecular function: protein C-terminal leucine carboxyl O-methyltransferase activity. The transcript has 2 exons. Bases 1 to 1044 code for a protein of 347 amino acids. NCBI's taxonomy places the organism in Eukaryota, Fungi, Ascomycota, Pezizomycetes, Pezizales, Morchellaceae. The record is from RefSeq and is a predicted model, not a curated record. Gene Ontology annotation, biological process: C-terminal protein methylation.
AUGAGCUCGACGCCCCUCCGCUUCCCAGGCCCAAACCGCUUCAGGGCCGACAAAGAGAAAGACCAGACGCCCGAGGCCAAAGACCGUGUCGUCCAGCAGACAGACCAAGAUGCAAGCCAGUCCCGCCUCAGCGCCGUAGAGACCGGAUAUCUCAUUGACCCGUUUGCGCGAGCGUUCGUUGAAGGGCCCGUCCAGAAGAAGCUGCCGCUGAUUAAUCGAGGAACCUACGUGCGCACCACCGCAAUCGACCAGCUCGUCACCCGCUUCCUCGCCUCCACGCCCGCAAAAAAACAAAUCAUCUCCCUCGGCGCCGGCUCCGACACGCGCUACCUCCGCCUCCUCACCACCCACCGCGCCGCCGCCGCCUCCCUCCUCUACCACGAAAUCGACUUCUCAGCCGUCACCUCGCGCAAGAUCCGAGCCCUCACCCGCGGCGCCCCCUCGCUGGUCUCGGAGCUGCUCAUAUCGCCCCCGACGGCACUGACGGCCGAUGCACUAGCAUCGGAGCACUACCACAUCCACCCGCUGGACCUGCGCACGCUGCACCCCGGCUGCGCGCUCCCGCAGGGCGUGGAGCGCGGGCUGCCGACGCUGUUCAUCUCCGAGUGCUGUCUGAUCUACCUUGCGCCGCAGGAGGCGGACGCCAUCGUGCGCUGGAUCACGGGGGACUUUAGCGGCGACGUCGGCGUCGUGCUGUAUGAGCCGAUCGGCGGCGAGGAUGCCUUUGGGAAGGUGAUGGUGCAGAACCUGGCGGCGCGCGGGAUCGUGCUUAGGACGCUGAAGAAGUAUUCGAGCCUUGAGCGGCAGAAGGAGCGGCUGCGGGUGCUGGGGCUGGCGGGCGGGCAGGAGGCGGCGGAUGUGGACUUUCUGUAUGAGCGGUGGGUGGGCGAGGGGGAGAGGGGGCGGAUUGGCGGGUUGGAGAUGCUGGAUGAGAUGGAGGAGUGGAGGCUGUUGGCGAGGCAUUAUUGUGUGGUGUGGGGGUGGAGGGGUGGGUUUGGGGGGUGGGAGGGGGCGUGGCCGGUGCAGGGUGGGAGUGGGGUGUGA